Molecule: messenger RNA, 956 nt
Organism: Pelobates fuscus (common spadefoot toad)
Lineage: Eukaryota; Metazoa; Chordata; Amphibia; Anura; Pelobatidae
Gene: KCNIP4
Product: potassium voltage-gated channel interacting protein 4
Exons: 8
Coding region: 117-818 (233 amino acids)
Biological process (GO): regulation of potassium ion transmembrane transport
Cellular component (GO): voltage-gated potassium channel complex
Molecular function (GO): calcium ion binding; potassium channel regulator activity
Source: RefSeq, a predicted model, not a curated record
GGCUGCCUCUUCUCCUUUUCAUGACUACAGAUCUCUCUCUGAUAUGCUCAUGCCCUAUCGCAAAGCCAUAUAAUCAGCUAUAAAAUUCAAACAGGAAUGAUUUGCCAAUUUCGAAGAUGUUAACAGUAGAGUGGGAGUCAGAAGGACUGCAAACAGUAGGCAUCGUAAUGAUUAUUUGUGCAUCUUUAAAGCUACUUCAUCUGCUGGGACUAAUUGACUUCUCAGAAGACAAUGUUGAAGAUGAAAUGGAAAUGGCUACCGUGCGGCAUCGCCCCGAGGCUCUCGAAUUGCUGGAAGCACAGACUAAAUUCACGAAAAAGGAGCUACAGGUUCUGUACAGAGGAUUUAAGAAUGAAUGUCCGAGCGGUAUUGUUACUGAAGAAACCUUUAAAGAUAUUUAUGCACAGUUCUUUCCACAAGGAGAUGCUUCGACUUACGCACAUUUUCUGUUUAAUGCUUUUGACACAGACCACAACGGAUCUGUGAGUUUUGAGGACUUUGUAAUGGGUCUCUCUACGUUGCUACGGGGAACAAUAAAUGAAAAACUUAACUGGGCUUUUAAUUUAUAUGACAUUAACAAAGAUGGAUACAUAACGAAAGAGGAGAUGCUUGAUAUUAUGAAGGCUAUUUAUGAUAUGAUGGGGAAAUACACAUAUCCUGUUGUUAGAGAAGAAACACCGAAACAACACGUGGAUAAUUUUUUCCAGAAAAUGGACAUAAAUCAAGAUGGAGUGGUCACUAUAGAGGAAUUCAUAGAGAGCUGCCAGAAAGAUGAAAAUAUAAUGUGCUCCAUGCAACUGUUUGAAAACGUGAUUUAGCACAUGAACGAUGUGAAGAACAGGCCUUUUAUCUAUUUUUGACAAAGAUUCGGAGCUGUAAUUUUCAUCUUACCAUAAAUAGACUGUUCAGCUUUAUACAAAAUCAUAUAUUAUGCAAAACAGCUUUUUGUUUCUUGC